Paramacrobiotus metropolitanus is the source of this 1167-nucleotide messenger RNA. RefSeq lists its product as uncharacterized. The transcript has 4 exons. Gene Ontology annotation, cellular component: mitochondrion. Gene Ontology annotation, molecular function: glycine N-acyltransferase activity. The record is from RefSeq and is a predicted model, not a curated record. Bases 538 to 1167 code for a protein of 209 amino acids. Lineage: Eukaryota; Metazoa; Tardigrada; Eutardigrada; Parachela; Macrobiotidae.
UUCCCUUCUUGUACUCAUAUUGGUCGGCGCUGCCGCCGGAACUGUUACGUAAUCAUGGCAUGUUAUUCUACGGCGUAUAAAAGCCGGGUAUGUCUCUGCGAUAGAGUUAGUUGCAUUUUCUGAUCUUUUGCUUUUGUUAUUAAAUUCGAUCUGGAAAGUGCGGCUCUUUCGUUUCGUGUAGCAGCAGCAAGUAGUUUUGCUGGUCGUAAGCUUCCUAGGCUAGGAAGUAGCCAUUCUUCCCCCCUAGUAGAGCGGCACUGGCAGCUCCCUCCGACUAGGAAGUAGCCAAUCUUCCCCUCGGACAGAGUGAGAGUGUUGCACAGCUUGUGACAAUAUUGUGCGUGCUAGAUAUUCCACCUGACGCGAAAUGCACUUCGCAACCGGUAUGCCUGGCCGGGGCUGGAAUUUGUCGUUGACAGUUUUCCAGACAUUUCCGUUUGUAUUUGCCGACCAGCCAAGGAUGGGCAGGAUUAUGUACCAAUUGUCAACGGGUAUUCCGUGUUCACAUAUUCAAAAAACGCCGAACGCUUUCGUGAGAUGAUUUUCCAGCAGACUGCGGUGGACUGGACACAAAACAUAAUGUUUAUUGGCACCAAUGAGCCGGAAAAUCGCAUUUUAUUGGAGUAUGGAAACAAAACAUGCAUUGGAAAAUUUCAGUAUUUUGGUGUAGUAGACGGCUUUCCUCCCGGCGCAUUCUACUAUAAUUUGGAUAAUCUUGCUCCAUUCUCCUAUACGCUGCCCCAUGGGUUCAAAUUGGGAUUCUUAACGGAAGACCAUUUGGAACAUCUAACAAGCGGAAGACAUUACGGUAACGCGGAGAAUAACCGGAAGUUCUUCCGGCAUUUGAUCCAGCAGCAUCACCCGAAUGUUGCCCUGUUCAACGAAACCGCCAUUCCUGUUUCCUGGGUAUUCUACAAAGCCCAAGGCAACGUCGGGGGAGCUUACACAAGCCCAAAUUAUCGGGGACAGGGAUUUUUUAAAAUUGUCUUAUUUGAGCUCCUAAAGAAACUCAAGGAGGAUGGGGAAAUUUUCAUAUUCGGUGAUACAUGGAUUUCCAACAGUCCCUCGCAAAAUGCCCUAGUUGCUGUCGGCGGAAGGAAAUACGAGGAGUUUGUUGCAUAUUGGAUAACUUAUAUUCCGUCGACCAAUAAUUCGCAGCGAUCCUAG